AUGAGGAUCCUGUUGUUUGUCCUGCUAAGUCUUAUCGGGCUUACAGUCAGCCAAAAAUUUGGUCUCCAUGCGCUUCAUAAAUUCGGGAAGAAGCAUCUCAAGUCGAAAAUCCACAGAGCAGGUCUUCUGGCUGCUCUAAGACUCGUUCCCAAACUGAUUUUACUCCCUUACGAUGUCAGUCCCAUCAAGCAGCUGGUAAUUGUCCCUCAAUCGAACGAGUUCCAUUCACCGACUGUGCGGAUUUCUCGAAUGAUGACCGGAUUGGAUGUCAAGCGACUCGCGAGGGAAUGGCCCGAUAGUGUUACCCCGGGAGGCCCGGGUCCCGAGUGGUGGUGACGGAUUCUCUGCCUCAUUUGUCUCAGAGGCGGAGGGGGAACAUAUUACGCCAGAAGCCGAUGCCCGCCUAGGAGUUCUGCGCUCGUGCCAAAACGUAGACUGACGACCGAUAAGCAGGAUAUCAAAUAUAUUCGAAUAUUAUGUGACAUAAUAUUGAU
This is a messenger RNA of Galendromus occidentalis (western predatory mite), 494 nucleotides long. RefSeq lists its product as uncharacterized. Bases 1 to 336 code for a protein of 111 amino acids. The record is from RefSeq and is a predicted model, not a curated record. The transcript is spliced from 3 exons. Lineage: Eukaryota; Metazoa; Arthropoda; Arachnida; Mesostigmata; Phytoseiidae.